AUGGCGUCAGAUAAUGGACUGGCCUCUCUGGUAAGAAUUAAAACUUAAUCUUGUUCAUAUUAAACCUUUAAUCUUCAAUCAGAGUUAAAAUCAGAAAACAUGUUUAUAAAAUACUGUUAAUGGAGUCUUAGAAAGAAUAAAAGAUAAAUCCGUGACGGUUUUAACGAGAGUGGGCUGAGUUAGCUCAUGCUAAAGCUAACCUGAGAGGAACACAUGUGAGGGAAAAAAACUGAAAUAACUAAUAAAUAAUGUUUUAAUUAAAGUCAUCAGGGGGGUAUUCCAGAAAGCGGGUUAUGUGAAAAACUCUGAGUAAGUUAACCCUGAGAUGAGGGAAACUCUGAGUUAUCCGUUCCAGAAAGAGAGGCAACUUAAACACUGGGUCAGUUACUGCGGUAACUUACUCUGUGAACAUAACCUGCUCGCUGACAGGUUUACUAUAAGAGACCCAGAGUUUCUACAUGUCUCCUCCCACACAAAGAAAGCGGUUGAACAUGGAUUGUCCAUUCCUUGAAAAUCCGAUCGACAUCGAAGCCAGAAUAAUGCGCAACGGUUUACGUCGCGAGAGAAUCUUCCGACCCAGAUUAGACGUUUUAUCAUUUCCAGAAGAAUUUAUUUUCGAACGCUACCGCUUUUCUUUGAACAGUAUAAUUUAUCUAAAUAACCUUCUCCGGCCGUGUAUUCAGUGUACAUGUCAAACUCCAAAUUCCACUUUAGAAUGUAAAUGAAUGGGCACUGCCAGUAGCUAUAUAUUAAGACACACUUCAGGAUGCCCCUCUGGAUCUCUCCCUGUGGCAGCAGACAGUGUUUCUUCAUCCUCCUCCUCCUCCUCCUCCCCCUCCUGUAAUGCAGGAAAAUAUACUGUUUCAGAAUACUUUGAACUACCAUCUAAGGAAUCUGAGUAUGGAAGACUUACAGCUACAGGGUUUGUUUCUGUCGGAGGCUGAAGCAGGCAGAUGACACCAUCCACAACUGUUGGGUGGGUGGAUAUAUAUUUGUUAAAAAGUAGGCUAUAUAUAUAUUUAUAUAUUAGUUUUAUUUUUUAAAGACAUAAGUGUAUACUUGCAUCUGAUGUAGGGACUUGUGUCCUGGGGGGUGACAGGCUCAGAUGAGCUUCCCCCGGGGAUGCCUUCAGCCACAGGGCGACCCCUGUUUUGGCUGAGGGCCAGCUCCUCAGCCUCCGUCAGAUGUAGUGGAGGUGGCCCUCCACCCGUUUUUCGGGCCUCUGCCUUCUUUCUGUUGGCUGAGCAGAAGUCAAUGUUUAUUUUAAAAUAGUAUUUUAAUCAGUGUUGGUGUAGGCUACAGCGUCACAUUUUAAAUGACUUCAAUAGGUCUAAAAUAUAAAUGUGUUUGUAUCAAGUGUUAAUCCACGAAGUGUAGAAUUAAGUGAGAGGACGUUGAAAAAUUACAUUUUGUUUGGGGUUUAAAUUAUAAUUUGAAGUAGCCGCUGAAUUAAUAUUUUAGUUUAAAUUACUAUUGACUUUGUCUAAUAGCCUAAGUCCAUUUAAAAUAAUUAAAUUAAAACCAAAGUGAGGUGCAAUCACAGCCUAGCAAAAUAUGCCUUACCUUUUUGAAUUAUGUUUUUAUGUUUCAUUUUGAGCUGCUUCCAAGUCCUUUUUUCUCCCGUUGGAUUGCACCUAAAUGAAAAUCAGAUUUCAUUCCUACUUAUAUUCAUAACUAUAGACUAUGCUUCGAUCUUAUAUGUUACGUCAGUGGAAUAGUACAUUCAAACUUACGCAUUGACUCGCGCAGCAAUUUUCUCCCAUGCCGUCUCUCUCUCCUUCGCUGCUGCAGCCGUGUUGGAUUUGCGGCGAAAAAUGUUCUCAUACUCGCAUUAGGCCAGCAUAAGGACCUCCAACUCCACCGGGGUGAAAUAAAUUGACCGUUUUUGCUCUGUUGUCAUGGUGACUCGUGGUAUCGGGGCUCCGUUGAUGAUGGCUUUUUAUAGUGGUUGUGCACGCGCGUAACUCCAGGUUAUCAUACUCAGAGUUGAUUGAACUAAUUCAGAUCAGCUUUUCUGGAACCGGAUACUCAGGGGCUGUGUCCGAAAUGGCCUACUACUCCUACUACUCCUACUAACCCCGCCUCUGAAUUGAGUAGGCAGUGCGUUCACACUGUACAGUAUGCGAAUUUUGUGUAUGCGAGAAAUGCCCGGAUGUAUACUCAAUCGGCUUCGAUUUCUGAGGCUGUGUCCGAAAUGGCAUACUGCCUACUAUCUACUUACCUACUCAAGCAGUAGCUACUGCCUACUGACUACUCAAAGAGGAUUUGAGUAUGCCGCGGCUGCCCGAGCGUUUACACACAUACAUACUAAAUACCCCAGAAUGCAUUUCGUGCCGGCCGGACGCAGCGCCGGGAAAAUUUAAAUAGUCCUACCACAAGCCACACAGAACGACUGCAUCCCGGACAAAUUAUAUAAAUUCAUUCAAUAAUAAUUUUUUUUUCUAGCGAGAAAGUAAGUGUUUACAUCACGAUUAUGAGCCCAGUUGUUUGAAAUAGUGUCUGUUUGUAAAUUUGUCUCGGCGUUUUCGGAGACCGAAGCGUCCACUUGGUCGGUGUUUGCGUCAGCAGCCCCCCCUUCACGUUUCCAAAUUAUUGCGAAGUGUUUUCAUAAUCAACAUCUACACGACACAAACCGGGCGGCAGUGGAUGAAAAAAAUCACACAAACAUCCGUGUAUCCAUGGUGAUAAUGCUAUACACCACCUGCUGGCCGUGUGAUGAGCAGCAGAGGGCUGCAAAAUGACCAACACACAACAUAAUUAUUAUGACCUUGUUCGGUUAUUCCUUGACAAAUACAUCAUUUCCCGACUACAUUCUUUUCAUGUACAAUGAUAAUUUCAGAAACCAUCAGAUUUUCAAUCACAAGUAAGAAUUAGUAAAGCUCACAUAGAUUGUCAACUGGAAACUCCCCCGUUUGUAUAUUCUGAACCAUGUGCUCUCUACCAAAGAUAAUUUUUAUUAAUCAGAGGUCUGUGCUUAAUAUGAGCGACCACUUUGAUGAUGCAUUCAGAGAUGAGAAGAUGCUCAAACUUGAUGUAAUAAAUACAUCUUUAAUAGACACUUAAAUAAAUAAAGUCAAUUCAUACGAAUAGUUAAAAACAUUGCCUAUAAUCCUAAUUUAAAAUACAAAUAAAUCCGGUAAAAAGAUCAAAAUAUGAUAAAAUGAUGAAAAUUGUGUAAUGUAUACGGACUAAAUAUUGUUUAUCUAUUUAUAUAUAUAUCAUUAUUAUUGCAAUCACAUGCCAUCUAUUUCUUUUCAGCCUCGGGAAGGAGGGCCAUAUUACCAGCUGAGGUGCGCAAUGCAUUGUGGGGCAGAAGCAGUACGUGAAGCAAGCUCCGUUGCACACUCAGAAAUUGAAGCCGAUUGAGUAUACAUCCGGGCAUUUCUCGCAUACACAAAAUUCGCAUACUGUACAGUGUGAACGCACUGUCUACUCAAUUCAGAGGCGGGGUUAGUAGGAGUAGUAGGAGUAGUAGGCCAUUUCGGACACAGCCUGAGUGUGCAACGGAGCUUGCUUCACGUACUGCUUCUGCCCCACAAUGCAUUGCGCACCUCAGCUGGUAAUAUGGCCUUCCUUCCCGAGGCUGAAAAGAAAUAGAUGGCAUGUGAUUGCAAUAAUAAUGAUAUAUAUAUAUAUAUAUGACUACUCAAAGAUGAUUUGAGUAUGCCGCGACUGCCCGAGCGUUUACAUACAGAUGCAUACUAAAUACCCCAGAAUGCAUUUCGUGCCGGCCGGACGCAGCGCCGGGAAAAUUUAAAUAGUCCUACCACAAGCUACACAGAACGACUGCAUUCUGGACAAAUUAUAUAAAUUCAUUCAAUAAUAAUAUUUUUUCUAGCCAGAAAGUAAGUGUUUACAUCACGAUUAUGAGCCCAGUUGUUUGAAAUAGUGGCUGUUUGUAAAUUUGUCUCGGCGUUUUCGGAGACCGAAGCGUCCACUUGGUGGGUGUUUGCGUCUAUUUACCGUAAACACCGGGCAGCAGCAGCUCCCCCUUCACGUUUCCAAAUUAUUGCGAAGUGUUUUCAUAAUCAACAUCUACACGACACAAACCGGGCGGCAGUGGAUGAAAAAAAUCACACAAACAUCUGUAUAUCCAUGGUGAUAAUGCUAUACACCACCUGCUGGUUGUGUGAUGAGCAGCAGAGGGCUGCAAAAUGACCAACACACAACAUAAUUAUUAUGACCUUGUUCGGUUAUUCCUUGGCAAAUACAUCAUUUCCCGACGACAUUCUUUCAUGUACAAUGAUAAUUUCAGAAACCAUCAGAUUUUCAACCACAAGUAAGAAUUAGUAAAGCUCACAUACAUUGUCAACUGGAAAUUCCCCCGUUUGUAAAUUCUGAAUCAUGUGCUCUCUGCCAAUAAUAAUUUUUAUUAAUCAGAGGUCUGUGCUUAAUUUGAGCGACCACUUUGAUUAUGCAUUCAGAGAUGAGAAGAUGCUCAAACUUGAUGUAAUAAAUACAUCUUUAAUAGACACUUAAAUAAAUAAAGUCAAUUCAUACGAAGAGUUAAAAACAUUACCUAUAAUCCUAAUUUAAAAUACAAAUAAAUCUGGUAAAAAGAUCAAAAUAUGAUAAAAUGAUAUAAAUUGUGUAAUGUAUACUGACUAAAUAUUGUUUAUCUAUUUAUAUAUAUAUAUAAUUAUUAUUGCAAUCACAUGCCAUCUAUUUCUUUUCAGCCUCGGGAAAGAGGGCCAUAUUACCAGCUGAGGUGCGCAAUGCAUUGUGGGGCAGAAGCAGUACGUGAAGCAAGCUCCGUUGCACACUCAGAAAUCGAAGCCGAUUGAGUAUACAUCCGGGCAUUUCUCGCAUACACAAAAUUCGCAUACUGUACAGUGUGAACGCACUGUCUACUCAAUUCAGAGGCGGCGUUAGUAGGAGUAGUAGGAGUAGUAGGCCAUUUCGGACACAGCCUGUGUCAACUCAGAGUUCAGGGAUAGACUCAGAGUAUGUUGAACCUGCUUUCUGGAAUACCCCCCAGGUCUCAGGAUUGUUAGUCUUAGGUCUAAUUUAUUAUCUGAGGGUCAGAGUUCCGUUUGGACCCCCAUUACAAGGUUCUGAGUCCGAACCUUCAGAACAACAUACUGGACUGACAAUGUGUUUGUGUGUGUGUUCACAGGGGGUGGAGGGAGCAUCAGCAGCUGCGCAUGCGCUGUCUCUUCCAGCUGAUGCUUAUGGAAAUGAUGUAAGUGAAUAUUUUUGGUUACUAUAAAAUCAUUAAAGUGUUAAUUAUAAAUAAGUUCUGCUAAAACAUGAGAGAAAACAGUUGAUUAUUAUCUCAUAGUUCAAAAAGAGACAUUUUAAUCAACUCUAAAAUAUAAUUCAGAGUCUGUUUUUGUUUGAAUCUGGAUGAUUUAAUAAUAAUAAUAGUUUGAUAAAACACAAAUUCAGUCAAAAAAUUUAUGUCAGAGAAACAACAUGAUUCUCAUUUAGUCUCUCUGUAGGGGAGAUUGGGGUAUGUUGAACCAAAGUGUAAAUUGAAACGCCACCCUGUUGCUUGGAAAUGGUCAAAGAAAUUGAUCAUGUUUGAUUUUGAAUUGAUUUUUGAUUGAUUUGGGAUCCUCAUUAACCUUGGCCAAGCCUAAACAAUUCUUCCUGGGGACCUUAAGCCAACUUACAAUAUACCAAAGCAAAUUUCUCACUUAUAAUACAUGUAAAAAAAAUUGUAAAUUUUCCUCUAGUCCAAUGUCUGGUAACAUAGCUAUGUUUAUCCGAACUAAAAUUUACAUUUUUAUACAGAAUUGUUGUUUCUUUUUUUUAUCAAAAUGUUUUUAAAGAACACUAGCAAUGAAUACAGUAAUCUCUUUUUAACUGAUAACCAGCGCAAACAGUUAUACAUGGCUGUGGUAUUUGUUCUAUAAUUGCAAUUCAGAGCUGUUCUUGCUGCUCUGUUUAGUACAAUUGAUCAUAUGACCAAAUCUUUAGGAGAUGGUCAUCAAUUCAUGGAGUCUGUGAAGGUUCGAAGCACAUGGGUGAAGGGGUUAGACAUUUAUUUCCAAAACAACAUUUUUCUUUACUCUGUAAAGUGAAUUGAGUCUGUCAUUAGUUUGAUUAUAAUUGUGUUCAGACCAAAAAAGAUCAUUUUAAAUUAGUUUUAUAUAUCAAUUGUGGUAUCUAUGAGCUACAACAUGAGGUCAAAAACCUAACAUAAAAGUCCACCAUUUUAGUUUAGAGGACUAACAAAGUCGUCAUAGUAGUUCUGGGGUAACUGAGAAAGUAAAGGAGUCUGAUGAGAGGAUCAGAGUUUCGGUUCAGAUUGUUGAAAUGUUUGACUUUUUCUUUUCAAAAAUACAGCUGUGAAUGUUCUGAAUCACUUAACCCUUGUGUACCCUUGUCACACCCUUUCGUCCUCUUCCAGCUGUUUUUGUCCACUAACUUUAGGUGCUGUAAAGACAUAUCAGAGAGAUACUUUUUUAAUUUAAUUUGUUUCUCUGAUUUCUUCAUCAAGCUCAGUCCUGAUACAAAAUACUGAAUUCUCCAACUUACCCCAUACUCGGGGUAAGUUGACCAUAGGAGACCACUUUUUUUGUCAUGCUAUAUUAUCAAGAUUACAGUUCUGUUUACACUCAUUCUGUUGGUUUGCAGGCAUGAACAACAUCCUGAAAUAUCUGCAGAUACACUAGUUAGAGACAAAACUAGGAUUGACUUGAUGUAGUGAUCCCAAAUAUGAAACAUGGAUCAUCUUACCCCACUCUCCCCUACUGGACGACUAUAAACAGUAAUAACAGUCAGCAGACCUAUUUCUGGUAGUCUUUGUGAUGUGGUCCGGGUCCGGGUCCAGGUCCAGAUCUGUGUAUUUUUUAAAGAUGUCACUUUGAACUGGUAAUAAUUUUGUGAUGUGAUUUUUUUUUAUUUUCCAGCCGCGGUUGGAGGUGAUGUGGGCAAUGAAGGCGUAUAACCACGCAGAAGUUUACUUUAAUGUGAGACUGAAAUCUGCUCAGGCUUCAUUUACGGCCUGUUGGCUGAACUCUGAACGGUUUCUUCAUUUAUGUUCUCUCUUGAAUCCAGACGGCAGAUCUUCUGAUUCAUGGUCAAACUUCUGAACAGGACUGACUGCAGUGUUUUAGCCUCUUUAUUAAAAUAACAUUAUGCUGAAAUUCUUCAUUAUCUGUCCAAGUCUUGAGUUUUGAGUGUUUCCUCGGUGGAGUAUCUCAGUCACCUGCUGCCUUCUCUCUGCCUUCCCCUGAUAACCGCUCUUCUCUUCGAUCUGCAGCUCAUCUCAUCAGUGGAUCCAAAGUUUUUAAAGCUGACCAAACUGGACGAUAAAAUCUACUCGUCCUUCAAAGAAACCUUCAAAGACCUGGACAUUAAAGUGCUGAAAGCCGACGACCUGAAGUCUGACCAGGCCAAAGAGGUGAGACAGACAGAGGUUAGCUCCUCUGAACCGCUGAACAUCCUCUCAGCAGGCUGAUGUUUAAGUGUGUGUGUGUGUGUGUGUGUGUGUGUGUGUGUGUGUGUGUGUGUGUGUGUGUGUGUGUGUGUGUGUGUUUGCAGACGUGGCGUCCAUUCUGUAACCAGUUUGAGGGUCUCGUGGAGGAUUUUAACUACGGCACCCUGCUGCGUCUGGACUGUGAGAAGGACUACACGGAGGAGAACACCAUCUUUGGUCCGUUCAUUUCUCGACGUUUCAUAUUUAUUCAGAGAACGUUGAAAAAGUGACACACAAAGACCUAAAUCUGUUUUUUUUUCCUUUUCUUCAGCCACCAGAGUUCAGUUCUUCGCCAUAGAAAUCGCCCGAAAUAGAGAAGGUUACAACAACACUGUGUUCAUGUCAAAGGGUGCUAAGAGCUAACUUCCAGUUCGACCAGUAAGAAUCCACCAGUGGGACGUCCCUCCAGGAAACACAGAGACAUUUUAAUUCAACCUCGACUAAACCUCAUGUUUUAGUUUUCUAUUUAAACCCAUAAAUGGUUUUUGUUCCAUACUGAAGAGAAAGUUCGGAUGUGUUUUGUAUUCACUGUAAAUUGUUAUUGUGCCAAUCAUGAGCUUUGUUUUUGUAAAGACACACAAGUCGAAUUUGUUCAUCUGUAACUAAAGAAACGAGAAAUAAAAGUUCAUUUUACAGAUAAGUGUCUGAGUUUUCAUCGCACCAAAAAAAUCUGCUUUUUAAUUCAUUUAACCCUUCAAUAUGAGUGAAACAGUGUAAAGAAAUCAAAAUAAAUCUAUCAGAUUUUAAUGUCAGCUAAAAAAAAAACCUCAUACCCCUAUGAUUCCACAUACGAGUGUAGGCUACAUCAGAUUUGAUCAGACAUGAUUUGUUUUUGGAUUAAAACACAAAUAUGUAUUUACCAAUGAAACUGAUGAAACGUUAUCCCAUUGUCACACUCUGCUGUGUAUCUCAGGCUGACUCUCACUCACCUGCCACACCUCCUCAUCAGCACUGAUUCCCCACACCUGUGAGUGACAAGCUGCAGCUCCUCACUGCUGAUUAGCCAGCCAGCAUUUAAGUCACUCUGUGUCCCUCAGUCAGUACCAGAUUGUCUUCGCAGCAUGUACGACUCUCCAGCAUUAUUUCUUGGAUUGACUUCUCGGUUUCGACUCCUGCCUGUCUCUGACCACGUCUUAUCGUCUCAGCCCUUGGAUCCCCUGUCAAGUUUCUUCGCUCUGGUGAGAACUUCAGGUUUUGCUGUGUUGCUGGCUUCCCAACCUACUGCCUGUCCACGACUAUCCUUCCGUCUGAUCCCUCUGGAGUUAGUCUGGCCCGCUGAUUGUCUGCCUGGAUUCGACAUUGCCUCCGCUUCGACCACGAGCCCAGCCUGCCCCUCGACAGUGCCGCUGCACUUCACAAAGACUCUCAGGUGUAGUGUGUUUUCUGUGUGCACUCACCUAUCACCUAUGGACCUGUUUCCUGUUGGUCUUGGAGGUUCUACAGAGACUGCUAAAUCAAUCCCAGUAUCUUCAGUUACCUGUUUGCUGUGAACUGUUACAAUAAAAGUAUUUUCUAAACAACUACCUGCCGUUGUGCUGCACUUGGGUCCUACAUCCACACCCCUGACACCCAUAGGUGUAGGCAAAUAAAACCAUAUACUGUAUAUGGAAUACAUACAUACACUGUGUGCGCAAUUAAUGGGCAAGUUGCAUUUUUGAGGAUAAAUUUUAUUUUUGAACAACUGCAGUGCUCUUGGUCAGUCCAAAAUGUUAAACCUCAAACCUGAAUAUUUAAGGGAGUAAAAGUGAGAUUUUGGCUUCCUUAGGAGAAUAUCUAUGUGUGCACAAUUACUGGACAACUAUGAGUGUGCAGAAGUGAGAAUGAUAAACAACUCAAUUUACAAAUAAAAAUUGUUGAAAUUAAAAAAAAAAAAAAAUCAAUGACCAAUGUAACUACCCUUCUUUUCAAUAACAGUCAUAAGCCUUCUAUUCAUGGAGUCUUUUAGUUUCUUGAUCUGUUGACGAUCAACUUUUUGUGUUGCAACAACCAAAGCUUUCCAGACACUGUUCAGAGAGGUGUACUUUUUUUCCUUCACUGUAAAUUUCCCAUUUAAGAAGGGCCCACAAGUUCUCAACAGGGUUUAGGUCAGGUGAAGAAGGAGGCCACGUCAUUAUUCUUUCGUUUUUAAGGCCUUUACUGGCAAGCCACAUAGUGGAGUACUUCGAUGCAUGUGAUGGAGCAUUGUCCUGCAUAAAAAUCAUGGGUUUUCUUGAAAGAUGCAGACUUUUUCUUAUACCACUGCUUGAAGAAAGUGUCUUCUAAAAACUGGCAGUAGGUUUGGGAGUUGAUUUUAAGUCCAUCUUUAACCCAAAAGGUCCAGCUAGCUCAUCUUUAAUAAUACCAGCCCAUACCAGAACCCCGCCUCCACCUUGCUGGCGUCUGAUUCAAAGUGGAGCUCUGUGCCCGUUACUGAUCCAGCCACGGGUCCAUCCAUCUGGUCCGUCAAGAGUCACUCUCAUCCCAUCAGUCCAUAAAACCUUUGAGGAAUCUCUCUUCAGAUAUUUCUUGGCCCAGUCUUGAUGUUUCAACUUGUGUGUCUCGUUCAGUGGUGGUCGGGUUUCAGCCUUCCUUACCUUGGCCAUGUCUCUGAGCACUGAUCAUCUUGUACUUCUGGGCACUCCAGGUAGGUUGCAGUUCUGGAAUAUGACAGCACUGGAGGAUAAUGGGUUCCUGGUAGCUUUACGUUCGAGUCUUCUCAAAUCUUUGGCAGUUAAUUUGCGUCUUUUUUUCUUAACACGUUCUUGCGACCCUGUUGACUAUUUGCAUCAAAAUGUUUGAUGGUUCUGUGAUCACGCCCCAAUAUCUAAGCAAUUUCAAGAGUACUGCAUCCCUCUGAAAGACUUUUUACAAUUUUUGACAUUUCAGAGUCAAUUAAAUCUCUUUUUUGGCCCAUUUGACCUGAGGAAAAGAAGCGGCCUAAUAAUUAUGCACACCUUGAUAUAGGGUGUUGAUCUCCUUAGGCCCCAGCCUCCCUCAUUACACUAAUACACAUUACCUGAUUUGCUUAUAUCCAAUAAGCAUUCAAGUUUAUACAGCUCGGAGUUGGAAAAUAUGCAUAAAAAUGAUGAUAUGAUCAAAAUACUCACUUGCCUAAUAAUUGUGCACACAGUGUAUAUACAUAUGAAAUUUUCUUCUCUUGGCGGUAUUGUGUCUCUUCAAACUCGGGUCCUCUACCAGAGGCCUGGGAGCUUAAGGGUCCUGCGCAGUAUUCUUGCUGUUCCUAGGACUACACUCUUCUGGAGUGAGAUGUUUCUGAUGUUUCCCCAGGGAUCUGUUGAAGCCACUUCUCUAGUGUGGGGGUUACUGCCCCGAGUGCCCUAAUGACCACAGGCACCACUGUUGCCUUCACAUUCCAGGCUUUCUCUAUCUUCUCUUUGAGCCCUUGGUACUUCUCUAGUUUCUUGUGUUCCUUCUUCCUGAUGUUGGUAUCGCUUGGGAUGGCGACAUCUACCACAACGGCUUUCCUCUACUGUUUGUCUACGAUAACAAAGUCUGGUUGAUUGGCCAUUACCAUUUUGUCGGUCUGUAUCUGGAAGUCCCACAGGAUCUUAGCUCGGUUGUUUCUCCAUCACCUUGAGAGGUGCUUCCCAUUUUGAUCUUGGGGUUUCCAGUCCAUAUUCUGCACAGAUGUUCCUGUACACUAUACCGGCUACUUGGUUAUGGCAUUCCAUGUAUGCUUUUCCUGCCAGCAUCUUACAUUUUAUUUUAUUGUUUUAUUUCUUGCUCAUUUCUGUUGCUCUUUUUUAUUAUAACUAUUAUUAUCAGUAUUACUUAUUAUUUUAUUAUCAUUAUUAUCAUUGUUGAUAUUGUGUUUUAUAUUUAUCCUGUUAUAUCUAUCCUGUUUCUGCUUUCUUGUUUUUAUUUUAUACUUAAUUUUUCUGCUUGCUUGACGUUCUUCUAUUCGCUCUGUGAUGUUUUAGUUCGGCGUUUAUCCAGCAGGAGGCGACAUCACUCCCACAUUCAGAGGGAGCAGGACUGGAGCGGAAAAACUACAGCGCAUGCGCAGAGCCACCGUCUGUGAAGUUGUGCCGUCACGGCCAUAGAUAUAUAGAAAGACUAGAUGGAUAAUUGGACUUUUGCCCGCGUCGUCACCGAGCGGCCAUCUUACCUGGGGGGGGGCGCCUCCGCGCACUCGACAGUAGUGGAUUGAAGGUGAGCGACCUACACAAACGAAAAUACACCUAACUCGCUGAAAUCUAGACGGAUUUAAAAACGUUUUGGUUUAUUAAAAACCUUAUUAACGUGGCUAUUAUUCAGGCCGCGUGGACAUGUUGAAAGUGCAGAUUUUCUUUUCGAAAAUCGAUUUCAUUUUGUUGCAUAGUUGUUGUGACUUUCACAGCCAUUAGCAAGGCUGCAAUCUGGGAGUUUCAGUUAUUAUAUACGUUUCCGUGAGACCAAUAAGACAUUGUGACUACCACAUAUUUUGUCCAAAUGACGAUUUGUGUGGAUGUAGUUGUGUUUAUUAGCUAGCAAAGAAACAAGAGGUUGUGAAUGUGACAUAGUUGUCACACAGCUGGGACUAUUACAAAGUAGCCUAGACAUAAUUCUUUACAGGUAAGAAAGUCAGAAUUACUCCUCUGUUUUAACAUACAUAAUUUGAUUUCCAAGCUGUUUCAUUAGUAAAAUAUAUCCUUAAUUUAGAUUCAUUGUGAUACAGUAAAUGCCUGGCUUUGUGUUUACAGAAAUACCCCCUACAGUCCAAGAUGCCAGACUUUUGUGCAGCACAUGGAUGCUCAAAUGAACGUUCUGUCCAAACAAGAGCCCGUGGAAUCACCUUUCACUCGUAAGAAAUGACUUGAGGGACAUAUUUAGGAUAAUAGUUACUAACUUAGUUAAAUUUGUACUUGUACAAUACAAGUUAUUUUCACCCUGACGUUUUAGAAAUGUUUCUACCAUUUGUUUACAUAAUAAUCAUUGAAUAUUUCUUUUUCACAUUUUUUUAACAUGUUACUGCACCACAGGCUGCACCACAUUGCUAAAAUUACUACGCUUAGCGUACAGAAAGACAAUGUGAGACAGAAGCUCACCAAAACAGUACUUUUCAAGGGGCAGUAGCUCAAACUAUCUGUGCACUUGUAUAUAUGUUGGUUUUGUUGCGACCGUGUGAGUGACUGUUGAUUUGGAGUGAAUGUUGCAUGGUGUAGUGUGACUGUUGGUUUGGAGUGAUUGUUGAAUUGUUUUGUAAUUGUUUACAUCUGUUUAAUAAAAGAACCUUUAUGUCAUGUUACUGAAUGUGUUUAUUUUAAUUUUUAUAUUAAAAUAUAUGUAGCAGAAAGGGUAAGAUGAACGAACCAUCUCCUUGAUCUUUAAAACUAUGCACAUGAGUUGUUAUAUGACCCUAAAAUAAGAACACAAACAUUUCCAACAGGCCGUGGAAUUUUUUACAUUUGCGGUAUAAUUAUUUUUAUGUUAAAGCAAAUGGACCCAGGUCUAAACUUAUACAUCAUGCAUUUUAGUGAUAUUCAAAAUAUAGAACUAUGUGAAUCAUUCAGCAGAAUAUCAUUCUGAAGCAUUAAAUUAAUUAGGUUUUUUAAAAACGAUGGCCAUGGUGCAAGAUGAACCAAAAGCCUUGGGGUUAAUUGAACCAAUAUGAAUCACAAUUUAUAGAAUUUUUAUUAGGUCUUUGCUACUCAAAUUAGCAGAAUGAUCUUUUAUUUUUGAUAAAUACACUCAUUCAAGAAAAGUUUUCAAUAUUAUAUUAAUAAUUGUGAAUAUUAAAAGGUUCUGAAAAACAAACUUUAUUUGGUUUUAUAUUGUUUAUUAACCCAAAGAAAAUAAUUAAGACUAUUUGAAAAAGGGAGGUAUCUUAUAAAAUUAUUUUUCAUGAGUAAAUACAUUAUUUGUUAAAGUUUGAAGAUAAAGUUUAAAUUAUCAUGUGGGUCAACUUACCCCUUUAUAUUCAAUAUAUGUAUGAAAUAGAACUCUAAAAUAUCUAACUAUUAAAUGUUUAAUAUAAAAUACACUGACAAUUUAAUUUCACUGUGUGUGUAUGUGUGCAGCUAUGGCAGGUAUUGCUCCACUAUCUCCUUUUUUAAUUUAAUAUGAAAGUCCAUGGUUAUAAUAAUCCGUAAAUAUGCAGAAACAUAACUACAUCUCUGGCGUUUAUAACAAACCAAUCCGUUUGAAAAUCAGUUGAAGUUUAAACAGGAUUUGGUCAUUGAAACAGUACAUGCACCAUUGGACGUUAAUGUUAUCAGUGGGCCAACAGCCCCUGGGGAAAAUGGCCGCCGUGUGACGACGUCAGUCCCCAUUGGCUCACAGCGUAGGUAAGCUAUCUAGUCUUUUUAUAUAUCUAUGGUCACGGCCCCCUCCCUCCCUCCGUCAGAAAAAACCCGGAUGUAAGUGAUGAUGCUGGUGCUGUCUGAGCAUCAGGAAACAGUUUUUAUGAUCAGUACAUCAGAAUAUAAUCUGACUACAGUCCGGAGAGAUUAUUGAGAAGGUUUGAGUCCGCAGAGAGACGGAAAAACACGAAGACAGUCCGGUAAGAGCCGACACCACUGUAACUGUAACGGUCCUGAUGCUUGUUAGCAUGGUUAGCUGUUAGCUGUUGGAGUGAAGGAUGGGGGGGGGGGGUGUAGAACCGGUAGAACCGGUUCAAAGAGCCUGUUUAUAGUUCUGGACCUGAUACCGCUCCGAUUAGACCUAUAGAACCCCGACACCUGGAGUUAAAAGGAGCAUUUCCACGGUUUUGUAAUACGUCACCAGCUGACUGACAGCUGGUCAGUACGGUGACUCCGGGGGGAGGGGCCAGGCUGACGUCAUCGUUAGCUCAGGUGAAUGUUCAGCUGCUCACCUGACAGGAGUAAACAGAAGAAGAAGAAGAAGAAGAAAGGUCUCUUUGGCUGUGUCUCAUUUCAGAGACCGCAUCAGGCUAAGCGCGCUUCGCUAAGCGCACUGCCGUUAUGUGGACUGGAGUACCCUGAGUGAGAUGAUCCGGUUUUUGUGAAAUGGGACACACUACCCUUCGGAGGACCUCCUGAUUGAGUCGCCAAAUGUCCCAUCCCUCAGGCUUGCGUCACGACUGACUUUAAGAAAAGCUGCGGAGCGCAGCAUUUAUUUUGUAAUUCUGCGACCUUGCACAGACACAAAACAAUAGAUACAUACAAGCACAGAUCAUUCCCACAAAAUUCAUCCAAUGAUUGUUUUGUAUGAAGGAGUAUGAGGGCCAAUAUUGAGAAUAUUUUUAAAGACUAGAGAUUUGAGUCGUGAAUUUACGAGAAUAAAGUCAUUAAUUUAUUAGAAUAAAUUCAUAAGGUUACCUGUUAUUUCAAAGGAGAGUUGUUAAAAUUAGGGCCAUGAAGCAUUUAAAGGAACUGUGCUUCAGUAUAGGCUACGUUUCACAAACAAGGAGAUACGAGAUAUAAGUAUAAGGACUUUAAAAGAAUAUGAGAAAUGCGUCUUUCCACGGGGAAAAAACAGGUGUACUUGGAGGAAAUCGCUGCUUUUAUGGAGGCAGAAAUGAAUAUGCUGAGGAUAAAUCCGUCAAUGCAGCCGUAAAUAUCCGUAAAUGGCAUUGUGCUUUAGUUUAUGAUAUGAAUCCAUAUGCAAUAAUAAGGCGCUGGUGUCUCUGCAGGUGUAGGUUACCGCCGGUGUCAGAGACGUGGUGCUCGUCGGAGCUCGACUCCCUCUGGAUCUCAAAUGUUGAUCAUAAGUUGGAUUGUUUCUUCAGAAACCACAAAAACUCUCUGAAUGACCCGCUGAUGCAUCCACCGAUAUUCCUGCUGAUGACCAGCUUCACCCCUCCACAAAAGCAGCUUUAUGACUUUAUUUACUUUAUGACUUUAUUCUCCCAAGUUUACAACUUUAAUCUCUAAAUCUGAAAAAAACAAAACAAACAAACAAAAAAAACCCCAACAACUCAAUGUUGUCCUGAUCCUCUGCUGUAGUUUUGUCAGCUUUCUUAUUUUUAAUGUUUUUGAUAGUUGAAGCAGAGCGGAUCAGUUCGUCUGUAAAGACUAGAAUGUUUGGUUUGCAGAUUUUAGUGAGUUCAGAGAUCAUGCGCUCAUGCAGCCUGAGAUGACUGUCUGCUGUUUUUGGAUUUCUAGUAUUUUCUUCGAAGAGGCACUGCGUCUCCAAGCGAGUCCAGCCUCUCACCCGAAAUGCGCAGCUGUGCAGCGGCACGCAAAGAAUUCUUGGAUACCAACAGCACGAAAGCUUGCAUAAAUGCACGCUUUAAAAGGGGCGGGAGCAUUGUGGUUUUGAGACUGUAUUUGAAGCACGCUUAUCGAGCCAUUUCGAGCCAAAUGGGACACCGUUCGUGCCGCGUGCUGACCUCACGCACACUUCAAAUGUGUCUCUGAAAUGAGACAUGUGCUGCGUCCGAAUUGCCCGCUCGGAUACUACAUGCUACUGCUACAUACUACUGCUAGAUCCUACUCCUACAUACUAAACACGUUGGCCCAAUUCGGACACACUAGACGAGCGGUGGGGAAAGACGACCCCCGCAGGCAGAGAGUAGGUACUGCGCCCGUUUUAGACUGAAUGGUAAUUGUGCAAGUGAUGGAUGCUGCUGUAUUAUAUUCCUGCACUGCUUUAGAAAUUCACAAAGUAGCUUUUCCAUGACUUUUAGCCUUCAUUCACUUACGUGGUGAUCAUUUGUUCAAUGAGAGCUGCCUGAUUACUGCAGCUGUGCAGUUUAAUGAUGGAAUAAGUGAGCUUUACCUCCAUGAUGUCGCCACAUGUUUGCUCAUAAAAUGAUUACUUGGGCAAAUACGACACCAUGACAUGACAAAGAGAUACAACCGCACAUUUUUUAGGACAGGGUGUGAAGUUACAUGAAACUUACAUCUGUACUGCUGCGGUCCUGCCUGCUGCUGCUGCUGCUGCUCCGCCAUGGUGUGCGCUGCUGUGGCCAGCCGGCGUUCGCGACACAUUUAAAUAGGCAGAGCAGCUGGUGGCGCUAGCAUCACAUGCGCUUCUACAACUUUUAAGAGGACGAAGAAGAAGCCUGCGGUGCAUUUUGGGUCAGUAGCAUGCCCGUAGGAUGCACCGAGACCAACCUACAAUGUGGGCGUGUCUAGUAUCUGAAGUAGUAUCUGAAGUAGCAUGCUACUCGCUCCGGUGGCCAAUUCGGACAUGCUAGAUACUACUUCGACUACUACUUCGACUACUACUUGGCAAUUCGGACGCAGCUAUGGCCUCAGUCAUCGAAACAGGAAGUUCUGACAAGACCGCAGAGACCGCACUGAGAUGAAGGAAGAGGUUCACUUCCUCUCUGAAAUAGGGCUGGGCGAUAUGAUAAAAAGUGUAUCAGGAGAUAUAUUUUUUCAUAUCAGUUGAUAUCGAUGUAUGUAUCAGGAUAUAAAAAAUGAAAUUUAACAAUGUUUAUUGGUAGCAUGUCUUUUCCAAUACAAUAAUCUACUGCAUCUGUAAGGUCUUUGUGUUUCUAUGACGUUUUGUCAUAAGGCGUUGCUAGAGAAAGCAGACUGAAUGGUCGUCUGUUUCGGCUGCACAGGUACCAUGGGCUCCUUGCUCCUCUCGGGGUUUGUAACCUUUUGCGUUGUGCGUGGUCUGCGACGUGGCGCUGCUUCAGGUGGUGAAAAGGGGUUGAGGUAUUCCCCGACUUUGUGAGAACACGUACUCAACAUAAUUUGCAGUACAUAUUACUCUGCUUCAUGUCCGACCUCAAAAAAACCAAAAUACCUCCACACCACCAACGUUUUUGUGCCAGUGUUAUCGAUGAUGUCAUCAUUUGUUGAGCCUUCAUCGUCAUUUCUGUCGGGGGUAGCACUCAUUUUCUUUUUUUCUCACCAACAGUGCUGUCGGCUUCACCUGUUAAAGCUCUAUGGUGGGUGUAGCUACUGUCUGCUACUACGCAGUUGUUUGAUACUUGGUUCUAAUUCAGCACAUGAUUGGUUUAAAGUGAAGCGGACCCGAAGCAACUCCUCUUUUUAUUGGCUAUUGGUACAGUCGACCAAAGCAUGUCAGAAUGACGACUAUUGAUCAUGUUUUAUAUUGAUAUUGAGGGAAAUUAAUUUUAAAUAUGGUUAUCAUUUUAUCGCCCAGCCCUAGUCUGAAGUGUAGAUCUCAUCACCACUAAAUUACUGCGGAGGUCAGACUGAAACUGGACUUUCAAAAUCCACAUUCGUCCGGCUGAAGUGGUCCAACUGACAGCGUGAAAACUGUUGGUUCUGUUCUGGAUCAGAGACCCGGAUUCAUGUGGUCCAGAGUCUCUACACAAUCAAAAUCAAACAAUCAAAGUCCUGUUCUCUCAGAAUCAUGACAUUAAUAACUGCUGUCUGCAGAGCCCCCCCCCCCCCCCCCCAGUAGUAACACAGAGAGUCUUUCAUAGUUUACAGGUUAGUGUCCUCCUGUCUUUAAUGAGUCCUCGUUAUCCUGCAGAGCUGCUGUGAUUGGAGGAAGAGGAGCGCGCUCUGUUCAUCAGCUGAACUCCUCUUCAUCCCUGCAGUCGGGGUGAACUCUGGGGGUUUAUCCCGUCACGUGCUCAUAGAUGUAGAGUAGAUAGAUGUAGAGUGAGGUUAUCUAUUUGGAGAGCUGAGAGCUCCUCCCCUCUUCAGCAGGAGGGGGAGGGGCUCGUUUAAUGAGCAAACUCGCUGCUGUGUCACUCACUGGUGUACUGCACCGGCAGGACAGGGCUCCAAAACACUGACUGAUUCAGUGAACGAAUCUUUUGAACGAAUCAUCUUAAUGAAUGGAUUCUAAAGAUUCAGUCAAAAGAACGGUUCUUCUUAGAUACACUGUAUGUGACCCUGCAUGUGCUGUGCAGCGAUCCACCAAUCACAUUCGUUCUUUACUCAGUUGCUAAUCAGACUACCCUGCUGUCAAUCAAUAUCAGAGAGGAGGAAACCACGCCCCUGCACAUGGAGUGAGUUGCUGGCGCUGCCGGUGUUGUCCAGAGAAACUCAUACUCGCUGAGAAUUACUUUGGGAACAUUGCUCAUCACUGUUUAUCCCAGCUUUAUGGCAGCUUUUCUCUGACUUAGUGGAGUGCCCCGAGGCAGUUGUCUAGGUCCUUUAUUGUUCACUAUCUUUACAAAUGAUCUACCGUACGUCUUAGACAAAGCUAAUAUUGCAAUGUAUGCGGAUGAUUCCACUAUAUACACAUCAGCAACAACGUGCAAGGAAUUGGAAAGUAUUUUAAAUAAAGCUGUAACUUAACAGGUGGAGACAAAUAAGUUAGUACUCAACAUAUCAAAAACUAACUGCACGAUUCUUGGGUCAAAUUAUAUUAUUGAUAACAAUCCUGUGUUAAAUAUUAAAAUUAAUGAUGUCAUUAUAAAUUAAGUACAUGAGACCAAACUUCUGGGUGUGACAGUAGACAAUAAAUUAUCAUGGAAGAAACACAUCAGCAAGAUGACUGCAAAGAUAGGAAGAGGUAUAUCCAUUAUGAGAAGACAUGCUUACUUUCUAGCUCCAAACAUUAUGAACAGAGCUAUUCAAGCACUAAUAUUAAUAUAGACUAUUGUCCAGCAGUUUGGUCAAGUGCCACAGGAUAUAUAUUAGACAAACUUCAACGAAUACAAAAUAGAGCUGCCCGCACAGUACUCCAGUGCAACUACAGGACAAACAUCAGUUCUAUGCGCAAGCAAUUAAACUGGCUAAUGGUUAAAGACAGACCCCUAUACUCACUGAUCACUUUCAUCAAAAACAUUUCUGUUUCAGAGUUACCUUUUAUUUUAUUGAAGAACCUAAAUUUCAGUACUGAAAAUCAUGGACACAUCACCAGGCACGCAGCGAUGGGACAUUUUACCUUACCUAGAGUGCAAACAAAUGCCAUAAAAACCUGUUAUCUAUAGAGGUAUGAAAGUAUGGAACUCACUGCCAAAACAGAUCAAGCUUACCACAAACAUUAAUAAAUUCAAAGUAUUAGUAAAACAGCAUUUACUCCAGAAGGGAAAACUUUAAUUUGAGUACAAGGAAGUGUUUGUGUGCACUGAGAACAAGACAAAGGAGUAUGUAGGGUAUAUAUUUGUUUUAAUAAGAAUGGUGAUAAUGGUGAUGAUGAUGAGGAUGUUAGUGGUAGUCGUAAUGGUAGUGAUAAUAACAAUAAUAAUAUUUAUAUAUCUCUGAUUGUAUAAAAAAUACUUGUGGUAUUCCAUGGGAGUAUGUGUUUAUUUGUUUUGAUAAGUAUGGUGAUGGCUGUGAUAAUGAUGUGGAUAUUAAUAGUAAUAGUAAUAAUAAUAAUAUUGACGUUUAUAUACCUUUGAUUGUAUUACAAGAAGUAUACUUAUGGUAUUACACAUAAUUUAGCACAUCGUGAUUAUUCAAUGAUAAAUAGAUUCCAGAUGUGAAUGUAUGGUAAUAUAGGAUAAUUAGGAGGUGUAUUUGGGGAUAUCUCAUGUUAUAUAUCGAUUGAUUCCGAGAUGCUUUUUGCUUGGAUCGUUCUGCAAAUUUUGUGUUUCUCGAUGGUGACGGAUUAGCCUUUGUUUAAGUGUCCUUUUGUUUAGAUACUUGUUUACAACUAUUUUGUUUGUUUGUAUAAGUGUUUAUAUUGAAGUCCAUUGUUGGAUGUAUUUUUAUUUUGUGUGGACCCCAGGAAGAGUAGCGGUUGCCUAGGGUGACAGCUGAUGGGGAUCCAAAUAAAUAAAUAUCCCCACAAAUAAGAACUGUAUGGGUUUGAAAUUGUAUAUUUACAUGGACCACUCUACUAUAAGCGGUGCGCAUUUCUGCAAGGUGGAUGCGAUCUUCAGUGGGAACGUGUUUCUCGGCACAACAUCAACGAUUGCAAAAUGAGAAACGAACAAAAGAAAACCACCGAAGGUGAAUACUUGUUGGUAAAAAGAAAAGCAACGUCAGUUAUCUGGAAUUAUUUCAGUUACAAGAAGGAUGAUGUCGAGUAAAACACGUGUUCUGUGUUCAUCUGUUUCCACAAUAACGUCUCAGAACAAUAAAAAUUAAAAAUAUCUCUAAGACAGAUAGAAGCCAUUCUACUAACAUUCACUAAAAGAGGUAAGAUCAGUUCAGGUUAACUGUCCAAGAUUUCAGCAGAAAGUCAGAUUCAGCUCAUCUGAGGAAAAUUCCUCUAUUUUUUAAUAUCCUAAUUUAUAUCGCAGAGUUAAAAAAAUUGCAAUGUUAGUUUUUUGAAUAUCAUGCAACCUUAGUGAAAUGUGGAAGGACUGUAAAUCUCAGAUCUGGUUUAGACUCUUGACAGGUAGACUCUGUUGCAGAUUCGGUGUCGGCUGUUGAGAGGUGCGGGAUGAGUGGGGCGGCUCUGGGGAUCGAGAUCGUGGUGGUCUUCUUCCUGGCUCUGUUCCUGCUGCACCGGUAUGGAGACUUCAGGAGGCAGCAGCGCAUGGUGUUGUUCGGCACGCUGCUGGCCUGGUACCUGUGCUUCCUCAUCGUCUUCAUCUUACCUCUGGACGUCAGCACGGUCAGUACUGAACCACAGGGAGACCCUCACAUUCAUGAGACGGGACCAAAACCUGAUCUGUGUGUGCUUUGUUCCUGCAGACCAUCUACAAGCAGUGCAAGAUCGACCAUGAGGAGCACACCUCAGUCCCCACCUUCAACCCUGUACUGUCCAAUCACACGGCUACAAACACAACUGCCACGCCCACUAAAAGGUGAGUUUUCUGCAUGUUAAAGGGAGGCUGCACUCAUGGAUUUAGAACUUCACCAGAUCAGAAUUUUCAGAACAAAACAGAUCAAUCAAAUUUAUUCCUCUCUAUCAAAGAGGCUGAGGUAGUUCGUUUGGACCUUCUCUAAGCAGGCUGUCUGGACGGGUUUACACAUGGAUCCACUCUGAGACAGAACCAUGGGUCUGGACUCUAACCCCCAAUUCCCACCUCACCCUGAACGUCUACUAGAAGGUCGUAUCUUUCGAUCGUAGCUGAUCGUAACCAUUCAAGUUAACGUGUCAAUUUCCACUGACUUCUUUCUCAAACUCUGAUUAUAGUCCGGCUAAGGUGUUUACAUGCACUUCAGUUGUCCAGUCUUAAUCGGAAUGAGGCGCUAAUUUGGUUUUCUCGAGUGUCAUGGAAACAGACUGAAUGAUUUCUAAUUCUUUGUUGAAAGGACAACUGGACUUAGUUGAGACGUUUAGCCUAAGGCGAAGUCCAGUUGUCCUUUCCAUGCGGAGAUUUCCACUCCAGAGUCAUGUGACUAACCUGUUGGAUAUAAUUGGUUUGAAAUCAUCUAAAAACCGUAAAAAUCUGUUUAUUUUCCAAACAUUUGAACCCUUUGACCCUGGUAUGUGGAUUUAAUUUAAUUUAAAAAACUUUUUUUUUUAAGUCUGUGUCUCUGAUUCUGGAAUUUUCUCAGAACUGAGUCUCAGAUUUGUUCUGACCCGUCCAAUCACAGUCUUACCAGCAAUUUCCACGGCUACCAAAACGUUGUAUUCUUCGAUCGUAGCUGAUCAUGACCAUUCGAGUUAACGUGUCAAUUUCCUCCGGCUUCUUUCCGUUCCUCUGUGGAUCGCCAGACUCCACAGCUGAUCCCAAGAGUUCUAUUUUUUCCGGGCGCCAGAGCAUGCCGGAUAAAUUCAGCACAGAUUAACCUGGAAAGGAAGUCGGGCACAGGCACAAAAUAAAACAUCCACCUUCUUUUCAAAAUAAAACACUCCAUGUUUCAGGAGGAUCGUAUUACACACCAUGCAAACGGGCAGAGAUGAACAAGUGAAAGGUUUUUAGACGUCAUUUCACCCCGAUGACACCAUGGAUGAGGAGUUGCUGAUUCUAGAAGUCUAGAAAUAAAUUUACUCCUCUGGAAGAACACAAUCUAGUGCUUAUAUGUCUAUGUGGCUGUCUCUAUAGAGACAACAAAUUGGUGGACGGCAAAAAUUGCCGUCGUUCUGGAUACGGUGAAAAUUGGGGGUUAUUCCAGGUGCUGCUGAUUUUUUGUGACUUUUCCUGGUGCAGACCAACAUUUCCCAUGAUCCUUUGUGUGUCACCUCAGAUGGCCAUAUCCUACACCGUCAGUGAGAGAGUUGAGUUUGGACUCAGUGGUUCUGGUUCUGUUUCCACUCAUGUCUAAACGACAGGGCUGGGACCACAUCAUGAUAGACCGUCUCAGUCCAGUUCAGCCUUCACCAUCAGACUGGGUCAGGAGGUCAUUGUGCGAGGUGUAAACCCACACAGAAGACCUAAAACCAUCCAAGACCCAAGAUGAACCGGGUUCACCGGGUCGGUGUGUCAGUGAAGAGUGCGGUUCUGGUCCCAUCUUAAUACUCUGUGAUUCUGUCCUGCAGCAGCCUAACGAUGCAGUGCUACAAGCCGUGGAGCUACAUCCCUGACGGCAUCAUGCCUGUGUUCUGGAGGGUGGUCUACUGGACUUCCCAGUGCCUCACAUGGUCUGUAUACCCCCUAAAGCUGCUCUUAGGUCUGGUUUGUUGUUUUGAAACCCAGAACCGGCUCUUUAAAGUUCUGCUCUUUGGUUUCCAGGCUGCUGCUGCCCUUCAUGCAGUCGUACGCUCGCUCCGGAGGCUUCUCUAUCACUGGGAAGAUAAAGACCGCUCUGAUCGAAAACGCCAUCUAUUACGGGACCUACCUGCUGAUCUUCGGCUCGCUGCUCAUCUACGUGGCGGUCCAUCCUGAGUGGCACCUCUCCUGGUGAGUGACCCCGACAGUCAGCUGAUUAUCAGAGAGAGGAAAUGCUGCGCCCUCAUGGCUGGACUUCACGGUGCUUUCAGGUACGAGCUCCAGACCAUUGGGAUCACGGCGGCGAACACGUGGGGUCUCUUCCUGUUGGUGCUGCUGCUCGGCUACGGUUUGGUGGAAAUCCCUCGCUCGUACUGGAAUUCCUCACGCCACGGACACUUACUCAUCAAGACGUACUUCAAGGCGGCCAAGCUGAUGACAGAGAAGGCCGACGCUGAGGAGAACCUGGAGGACGUGAUGGAGGUGAGAGUCAGGCCGCGGGGUUGAUGUUAGAGUCAGAUGUUAACGCUGUGAUUGACGGCGAGGUUUUGGUUCUCUACAGGAAGUGAGAAAAGUCAGCGAAUCCAUCAAGUACAACCACCCGCUGAGGAAGUACAUCGACACUAUCCUCAGGAAGGUAAGUAGAUGGGGGGCGGGGGGGGGUUGUGUGUGUGCUAAUGGUCAGGCUGACUAACUAAGGGGCCUUUGACCUUUCUCUUCCUCAGUGCCCCGUGGACUACCAGGAGAAGAUGGGCCGCAACAUGGACGACUACGAGGACUUCGACGACAAACAGAACACGUAUCCCAGCGAGAGGAACCUGGUCAAGCUCCACAAACAGGUGAGGGGGGAGGACACCACAGCGAGAAGUCAGAGCUGGAGCACAUAUUACAUAUUACUGUAGAGUUUUUGUACCACUGUUCUUUUUUUUUACAUCCCUAACAGGAAUUUUUUAAUGUUGUUUAAACAAAACAAAAAAAAGGAGGGCACUUUUUAACACAAGGCAAAUGGGACAGGGGCUCAAGCACCCCUAGGACCCUUUGUGUGCACGUGCAUGAGCCAGGAGUAUUCAGGCGAGGAAUAUCUGCCAGACAGAGAGGGACAAUGCAGUUUGUAAAAGGGGAAACAAAGAGGAGAAGGAGGAGUUUAAAUCUCUCAUUGUGCCAAAAAUAAUAAUGCAUUAAAAUCAAUAUUUUAUCAAUUAUUGACAUGGUCAAGGCUGUUAUACAGUUAUAUGGUCAAGGCUUUAUAUCUGUCUUCUUUAUCAUAAAUAUUUCACUUCACGGCGGUACAGUGGUGCAGUGGUUAGCACUGUCCCCUCACAGCAAGAAGGUCCUGGGUUCGAAUCCGGGUCAGGGCAUUUUUGUGUGGAAAUUGCAUGUUCUCCCUGUGUCUGUGUGGGUUUACUUCGGGUACUUCAGUUUCCUCCCACAUCCCAAAAACAUGCAGAAGCGGGGUUAGGUUAACUGGCCACUUUCAAAUUGCCUGUAGGUGUGAAUGUGAGCAUGGAUGGUUGUUCGUCUCUAUAUGUCAGCCCUGCGAUGAACUGGCGAGAUGUCCAGGGUGUCCCCUGCCUUCACCGGAAGAUGCUGGGAUAUAGGCUGUAUUGGCUGAGCGAGAUCGUGUUGGUUCGUUCCACUUCAGUGUGGCAACAUAAACUGUGAUUCAUAAAAUAGCUCUAUUGAUAGUAAGUACUAAAAAAAAUAUCUACUCAUACCAUCCUGUCGAUUUUUAGUAAUCAGUGUUUUGGUGUCUAACUAUUUCCUUUCUGCGGCGUAGUGAUACUUGCACACGCGCAAUCGAAUAUGCAGAGGCAUGAAGCGAUUUUUGUCAUGUGGACCAAUAGGAGCCGAGUCUCGUUGCCAUAGUAUCAGAAAUACACAAAUAUAGCGACGAGCGCAUCUAGCAGCGAGACAAGCGAAGAGGAAGGAAAAAAAAAGAAAUCAGCCUUCAGCAGUGCAUAAAAAAGGAACGAAAUGAUGCUAUAUGCAUCUAUCAUCUGUCCAGAGUGAAGACGUUCUCGACUUUACAAGGACACAUUGGGAAACUUACAGAACUAGUUUUAAAAAGUGGCUUUCUCUACAGGGUGAGACCAAGGACCUUGCAGAAACUUAUAAACAUUGCGUUGAUAUCGACUUUGACAAUGUUCCUGAUGACGCUGGGUUUCACAUGACAUGCUACCAGUGAUUUAUUUGCAAAAGGCGUUUGAGAAACAAGAACGUGAUGCAGCCGCGGGUCAGUCAGACCCUUCAGGCAGCAUCGCCGAUGCAUCCACGUCCACGGCAUCUGAAACUCUGCGAAAGAAACUUCGCUCAAGGUCAUAGGCUGUAUUGGGACAAAGGAAAAAGUGCCUAGAAAGUGAAUUUCGUUCAACUAUGCUAGUGCUACUUGUUCAAUGCAUUUUUGCAUAGACAAUACCAUUCGACAAAAUCUUUCUCAAAUCUCAUAAAUCCAUCUACUUAACAUCAGAAACAGUUAUUGGUGCCUUAGUAUACGCAUAAGUGAAUUCAGAUUAUGAAAUGUAGCAAAUUUCUUGAAGAAAACGUCUCAACUCAAGUGAUUUGCACCCAGCACAAUGAAAUAUACAGUAAAUGUAGCUAAAAGCUUGUGUUUCAUACAUAAAAAUGACACAAUCUACUGUGUAAUAAAAGCAAUAAAAUAUAAACAGCACAUCAUGGCCAUAAAUGGCUGAAAGUCAGUCAAAUUGCUACCACGCCCCCCAAAAUUGGAAUAAUGGAAAAAAUGUAACAAGACAAAAAUAAAUGCACAAAAGGUCUGAAUUAAUUCAAAAUAUGGUAUAAAACAUUUAUUCAAGUAUCACAGUGUCAAAACAUCUGACAUUUAUCAAUCCCUCCAGAAUAUGAAAAUAAAGAUCAAAACACAUAUUUUGUUUUGAUUUAGUUCAGACCUUUUGUGCAUUUAUUUUUGUCUUGUUACAUUUUUUCCAUUAUUCCAAUUUUGGGGGGCGUGGUAGCAAUUUGAUUGACUUUCAGCCAUUUAUGGCCAUGAUGUGCUGUUUAUAUUUUAUUGCUUUUAUUACACAGUAGGUUGUGUCAUUUUUAUGUAUGAAACAUAAGCUUUUAGCUAAAUUGACUGUAUAUAUUUCAUUGUGCUGGGUACAAAUCACUUGAGUUUUCUUCAAGAAAUUGACUACAUUUCAUAAUCUGAAUUCACUUAUGCAUAUACUAAGGCACCAAUUACUGUUUCAGAUGUUAGGUAGAUGGAUUUAUGAGAUUUGAGAAAGAUUUUGUCUUGCCAGAAUCAACAUAGCAGUUUCUACAAGCAAAAACAGCAGCACCAUCUGAUUGGUUUUUUUUGGGUUACUCACAGUAGCGGUUCUAGGCACGGGCGAACAGGGCAGCCGCCCGGGGCGGCAUUUGUGUCAUGACUCAUGGGGGGCGGCACGAGCACUUCCAAAAAAUAAAAUAAAAGAUAAUAAUAAAUCUUAACCGCAAAGCGGUUUUGUAUUAACUGUUGUUGUCAAAUUGGCGUCCCCCCGCUGCUGUAGGCGCCCCUACUUGCUCCGAAGGUGCUGCACAGAGGCUGACAGACUGUGUGAGACGAGGCGGGGAGAGAGUCGCGGGGGGACAGCUCUGCUCUGUGUACGCAUGUCAGCAUAUCAGCGGGAGCGCGGAUACGUCAUUUUGUAGUUUUUUAAUCAUUUCUGGAGUCGCGGUGAAUGAAAUCACCGUACCCGUCUGCCUUUGAUAGGCGAAUAAAGCGCUCGGGUUCAUGCUCGGAUCUUGCUAUGUGCUUGAUGAGCUUCAUGAGUGAAGUAAACAAUGACUGAGGCAGAGAGCAGCUUCAGAGGAGAAACAUCCAGCAGUGUGAACAACCUCUUCAUAUGGAGUGCUUUGGCUCACACUAUCAGCGUUUUCUCUGAGUGUGGCAUGACUUUGGGUGAGAACAGAGAUGAACACACUGUCAGCCACGUAUUUAUUUAUUCAUUUUUUAGUUUUUAGUUCUGCUUUUGUACUGGCACUAUACUGGGGCAGCUGUUUACCCUUUCAACACCUUAUUUUCUAUAUUUACAUUUGUAUUGAAUGGACACUUUAUCAUGACUGCCACUUGUUUUACAGAAAGCAAAUUAUUUGUCAUUCUCCAGUGCAGAGCCUUUACUUUUAUUUAUACAGCCGCUUUAUUUCAUUUGAGUUUGUUUGUUUAAGGUUUUCAAAAAUGUGAUGAAGGUUCGCAAAACUAAAAGAGAGCUUUCUUGAAAACCACAUGUAUAAGCUCUCAAAUACUUUUUGAAUUUUGUUUCUAUCUACUACAGAGGCCGAGAUAGCAGCUUUUUUGUAAACCUUAACACGUCAGAAAACCUCAGGAUCUGGGGGCCCUUCUCAAAAUGGCCCUCAGAAUUGUGUUUUUUUCUAUUGAAGGAUUUCUGCAAUUGAGAAAUAUAUUAUUUUUGUUGUUAUAAUAAUAAAAAUACUACGUAGUAAUACAACACUAUCUGUUCAAAAUUCUAUCUCUUUUUGUGUGUGUGUGUGUGUGUGUGUGUGUGUGUGUGGGGGGGGGGGGGGGGGGGUUACUCACAUAUAUGUACAUUUCUGUCUGGUGACAAAAGUCAGACAGAUAGUCUGAGCAGACAUUUUAACCCAAAGUCCAGAAUGGUAUUGUCUAUGCAAAAAUGCAUUGAACAAGUAGCACCAGCGUAGUUGAACGAAAUUCACUUUCUAGCUACUUUUUCCUUUGUCCCAAUACAGCCUAUGACCUUGAGCGAAGUUUCUUUCGUGGAGUUUCAGAUGCUGUGGACGUGGAUGCAUUGGCGAUGCUGCCUGAAGGGUUUGACUGACCCGCGGCUGCAUCACGUUCUUGUUUCUCAAAUGCCUUUUGCAAAUAAAUCGCUGGUAGCAUGUCAUGUGAAACCCAGUGUCAUCAGGAACAUUGUCAAAGUCGAUAUCAACGCAAUGUUUAUAAGUUUCUGCAAGGUCCUUUGUCUCACCCUGUACAGAAAGCCACUUUUUAAUACUAGUUCUGUAAGUUUCCCAAUGUGUCCUUGUAAAGUCGAGAACGUCUUCACUCUGGACAGAUGAUAGAUGUAUAGCAUCAUUUCGUUCCUUUAUUAUGCACUUUUGAAGGCUGAUUUCUUUUUUUUUUUUUUCCUUCCUCUUCGCUUGUCUCGCUGCUAGAUGCGCUCGUCGCCAUAUUUGUGUAUUUCUGAUACUAUGGCAACGAGACUCGGCUCCUAUUGGUCCACGUGACAAAAAUCGCUUCACCCCUCUGCAUAUUCGAUUUGCGCGUGUGCAAGUAUCACUACGCCGCAGAAAGGAAAUAGUUAGACACCGAAACACUGAUUACUAAAAAUCGGCAGGAUGGCAUGAGUAGAUUUUUUUUUUAGUACUUACUAUCAAUAGAGCUAUUUUAUGAAUCACAGUUUAUGUUGCCCCACUGAAGUGGAACGAGAUUCACUUUCUAAGCACUUUUUCCUCUGUCCCAAUACAGCCUAAUAGACUCCAGCCCCCUGGCGACCCUGGGAACGGGAAUAAGCGGUAGAAAAUUGAUGUAUGGAUUUCACUUUGCACCUCACUUUUGGAAAUAAAGCGUAUUUUGUGUUUUCCCCAUUGAAAAAAUCAGGGGUUCUCAUGACAAAAAUACCUAAAAGAAAAAAAUAAACCUAAAAGAAUAUAAGAAAAAAUUAUAACGAACUUUGUAUCUACAGAUAGGUCUGAAGUUGUUGACAAGAUGUGAUGCUUUAAAAGUAAAAAAAAAUACGAAUGUAUAAUGUUUUUACUGCACUUUUAUUGGGCGCUUAGCUGGAGCAGGUUCCUGUGAGUCCAGAGCCGAUUACAGAACUUUAAAGUGUUUAAACCCUCAGCUGAAUCAGGAUCAGAGGGAUUACAGGGGAGUCAAGUCAGACCUCCAGACCUGGAUCUGGGUUUUCCAAGUUCAUAAGAAUCAGCUGUGAGGAGGGAUAAUGUGACCUCUGAGGGAAACAGCAGAGUGUAUCAAACCGGGCUUUGUGGGACGCCACAGGAGAGCUGGGAGGAGUCUGGACAGACUGACCAACAGAGGGCACUGUAUGAAUGAUCUGAGUAGUGAUAUCUCACAGGAUGACUAACCAGGGGGCUGAAAAUCAAAUAUUCUUAACACUUUGAACUCCGCUGGAUCACCGGUGAUCCAGCGUGACACCAUUAAUAUUGUUUACAGUUUCUAAGGAACUAUACUGUGUAUCUCUAUGGAUUAGAAAGUUUUGAAAAGCUUACCCUUUUGGCAAUCUAUCGAGGGUUUCCAGACAUUUCUACACUUGCCACAUGGUUUACAAUCCAGCCACAAAAAUAGGUGUUUGAUUAGAUACGUUUGAUGGUAAAUCUGUAGUGAUAUAACGGUGAAAACAUGAUUAUUUAUCAGAUUGUUGUGAUAAAAAAAGAUCACUAUGGUUAAAUGCCGCUAAUGUCUUCCGGGUUUGACAACCUGUUUUGAUGACAUCAAACUUUUCGACUAAUUACAUGGUCUCAUAUUCUUCUUCUAUUGUUCCCUUGAUGGUAGUGUCCAAUAAGAGGCAAGAAAGUUCCCUAUUGUCUGCAAAAUAAGAAAUAAUGGUCCUCAAUGUUUGGAAACAAGCAAAGAAGAGAUUCUGAGCAGUAUAAUGUGGUCUUCUGUCUCAUCCCAGACAGGAACUGCUUCAAGGAGUGGCAUAAACAACUGUAAAUAGUAAAAACGCCUGGAAGAAUUAGUGUAAAUAUGUCAAUAGUUUCUGUUGUGUGUUUGUUCCAAUCCCAAUAUUUCUUCUCCUGAUAGCCAAGACUUGAGAGAAUGAUGUGCAGGUGAGAAAAGGCUUGGUCACUGUAGAUUUAUGUGUUUUUUUAACAAAGUACUGUUGGGAUCAAUUUCCAUUUUAGUUUUUUUGGUCGACUUUGAUGGUUCUGAAUCUACUGUCACGUUAAUUUUACAUCAUUUUUGCUCCAUAAACUGACAGCUGAGGUUGUCCUGAAAAUAAAGAUGUGUUUAUAUUUGCUGUGCUUGAAAGGAUAGAGUUGUUACAUAGAUUUUUACAAAAAAAGACAAACAGGCAGACCAAAAAUAGAAAAAUAUAGCUGGGAGUUCGAAGGGAUAAUAGACGGGUCCACGGCUGGACUCUAACCUACACCAGAGCGCCUGAAGAGUCCGCCAUCACCCCAAAGCCGAUUGGUUUAAGGUAACAUGUCUGUGUUUCUGUCCAGGUGAUCUAUGCGGUUCAGAGACACAACCGGACCCGGGUCCAGUGGCAGAUCCUCCUGCAGCAGGCCAUCCAUCUGGAGGAUGUGGCCAAGAACGAAACAAGCUCCACCCACCAGUUCGUCCACAGCUUCCCGUCCUCCGAGCCGGCUGGUUGGUUCAGCAGAUACGUUUACACGCCGACUGUAGGUGAGCCAAUCAGAGACCAGAACAGUGCCAGAACCAGUAUGUGAGAGAGCUGCAGAGAUAUCAGAACCUGGGUUUGAAAAAUCAAGACCAGCAGACCGAGGGCGGUACCAACUGACCCUGUGUGUGUGUGCGUGUGUGCGUGCGUGUGUGUGCGCACAGAGUGGUACUGGGAGUGUCUCCUGAAGCGCUGGUUCUACCGGCUCCUCUCUGUGGUUCUGACCCUGUUCAGUGUGGCUGUGGUCUGGUCCGAGUGUACCUUCUUUAGUACCAGACCCGUCCUCUCUCUCUUCGCCGUCUUCAUCCAGCUGGCCGAGCGAGACUACAACUACCUGUACAUUGAGGUCAGACACACAUUCAUGAACACACACCCACACACACACUUACACAAUCACGAACACACACACAAACACACAUGAACACACUCUCAAACAUGAACACACACCCUCAGACAUAAACACACUCUCAGACAUGAACACACACAUUCAAACAUGAACACACACUCUCAAACAUUAACACACUCUCAGACAUGAACACACACUCAUAAACACACACACACACUCGUGAACACACUCAGAAACACACAAACACACUCAUUGACACACACUCAUUCAUGAACACACACACAAUCAUGAACACACACACAAUCAUGAACACACACACACGUGAACACACUCUCAAGCAUACACUCUCAGACGUGAACACACACACAACACUCGUGAACACACACAAACACUAAUGAAAAUGCACACACACUCAUACACACACUCAAAGACAUGAACACACACUCAUGAACACACACGCAUCGAAACCCUGCAGAGGUAAACGCUCUGUUUUUUUUUCCACCAGAUGGCGUGCUUCAUCACCAUCUUCUUCCUGUGCACCUGUGUUUACUCCACUGUCUUCCGGAUUCGGGUUUUUAACUACUACUACCUAGCCUCCCAUCACCAGACCGACGCCUACAGCCUGCAGUUCAGUGGCAUGUGAGUUUCCUUUAAGGCGUUUCCUGAUAAACGCUAAAUUUUCUUUUCUGUACGUUGUAAACUCUUCUCUGUGUUUUGGCUCUUUUUUGUUUGUCAUUCUUGGAGCUGUGUUGGGUCUAAACCUGCAACAUUUACCUGAUAACAUAUAAAGAAGAGAAAGACAAUGGUAUAUACUCGAGGAGAAUGGACAGAGAUAGCAUCAGGUACAAUCUCGAAACCACUCUGAAGGUGGUUUUCUGUCUCCGCUCUUUUAUUUAGGGUUGCCCCUGGUUACACAAUGUUUCUAAAGGGUGGGGGAAAAAUAUGUGCAGCAACGUAAGCAUUCUCAUAAAACAUAAUAAUGAACAACUGUGAAUAUAUGAAGGUCAAGGCGACAAUAGCUACGUUUACAUGGAGCCAAAUAUUCCGAAUAUAAUCGGAUUAGAAGCCCAAUCGGAAUGAAAAUGCUCCAUAUAAACACCUCAUUCGGAAUAAACAGGCCCAUUCCGAAUGGAAUUUCAUUCCGAUUCACAGGGGUAGAAUUUUCCUUUUCCCAUUCCGAUUAAAAGCAAAAUCCUGUCAUGUAAACGGUGAAUCAGAAAGUUGUCAGGCUGGGUUCUGUCUGCGCAUGCUCUGUCCUGAUGUAAACAAGCAGUGACGUAUGACUCACAUGGAAACAUGAUGGCGGCUUCCAAGCAGAGCACGAUGCACUGGUCUGCGUCGGAGAGUUUGUUUUUGAUACAAACUCUCAAAGAACUAGACAUUGUCGCACGCUUAGACGGUAGGAAAACACGAAAUGCUGAACUAUUUAAAAAAGUUCACGAAAAACUCUGCGAGGCAGGGGUGGACCGUAACGUCGAACAGAUUAGGAACCGCUGGAAAACACUGAAGGCUGGCUACUAUAGGGCUAAACAGCACAACAGCAAAAGUGGGUAUGACCCCAACAACUUCCCGUUUUUCGAACCGAUGGACGAGAUACUGGGGGGAAGACCAUUGGCAAACAUCGCUGGCAACGGAGUGGAAUAGCUGUUCCGAUUGAAUGCCGUGGCACAUGUAAACACCAGAUCAGAAUAGAUCGCUUCCAUGUAAACAGUUCGCCUGGGAGCUUCAAUCGGAAUGAUUAUAAUCCGAAUGAGAAAAAAGUCUGCAUGUAAACGUGGCUAUUGUUGCAUCAAACGAGCUCCUUCUGAUAAGAGCGGAUCCUCCUCAUUACUUCCCACGAUUCACAGUGGAGGAUACAUCACACACACACCUGCUGAUAGGAGAAACAAGGUCACAGAAACAUGAAGAAACAUUCAUGUGCUGUGUAAUAAUCCUAAUUGGAGAGAGAAGUUAGAAAACACUCUUAUAUGAUAAAAAACACUCUUAUAUGAUGUGUGACAAGAGGUCAAAACAGUUUAUACUUGUAGUAAACUCUUACAUAAGAAUAUGAGGAAUAAUGAUAACUUCUAUAUACAUUUAUGCACAUUAUUCUAACAAGCUGGUUCUAUGUAUUUCUCUCUCUUUUUUGAGGCGUUCCUGUUUCAAUUCAUUGAGCUAAUUAAGUGGAAAUGCUGAUUAAGCAUUUCCACUGAUUGUUAUUCCUGUCUGCCAUUUUUCUUUAUUAUUAUUAAGUGGAAAUGCUGAUUAAGCAUUUCCACUUAUUGUUAUUCUCCUAUUUCUUUAUUAUUAUUAAGUGGAAAUGCUGAUUAAGCAUUUCAACUUAUUGUUAUUCUCCUAUUUCUUUAUUAUUAUAAUUAUUAAGUGGAAAUGCUGAUUAAGCAUUUCCACUUAUUGCUCCUCUCUGAUCGACAGAACCUUGCUCGAAUAUAUCGCUCCCACACCCACAAAUUUCACUCCACAGCCAUAAAAAAGGCAUCAAAAUGGAUGUAUAUGUGUCCUGCUUCUCACAAAAGAGGUUUCCAAUCAUUAAAUCCUACCCCUUGGCCAGCAGGUGACCAACUGUCCAAAUAGGCGGAGAGCUCUCCCAUUAACCCUAAUGUAUUUUUUCUCCAAGAAAAUCCUGAUCGUCACUCAGGCUCAGACUUUUUUAACUCGCUGUUGUAGCCACAUUUUUAGGAGUACAGACAUGAAAAACACAUCAUUGUGUUUGUGAAGGGCGGAGGAUUCGAACGAUGUUCUUAUUUUCAUUCUGGGAUUUAAGGAAAUCACGCUAUGUGAAGAAGUUCAGAGGCCCUAAAUUCACUGCAGUUCAUCAGCUUCACAUUCAAAUAGUGGGUCAGUUAAUCCCUUUGAUGUCUAACACCUGUUAAGAUGCAUUAAUUAACACACACACACACACACACACACACACACACACACACACACACACACACACACACACACACAAUCUUGUACUUGCUGCUUUGUGAGGUCUAUGAGAAAAGACCCACAAAGCGAGGACUACAAACUUUGACCUACAGAAACCAUUCAGGGCUCCAAAAAUUCUGCUCAUUGAGGACAUUAUGGGGUGUACUCAGGAUUUUUAUUCAUUUCACUUUUCCCCACUUUAAAAUUAUUCUCAUUAUUCAUGCAUUAUUAAAUUCUUCAGACAAAUCCAAACUCAUUCAAACUGAUUCAAACCUUUCUGAUACUUCAAACCUGUUUAACACUUUAGGACUUCUAAUUAUUUAAAAAUUUUCCCACUUCAAAAUUAUUCUCAUUAUUUAUGUAUGUCUUAAUUCUUCAAACAAAAUCCCAGUUCUACCACUACAAUUACUACUUACGUCACUUUAACUUGUAUCUUCACUUCUACCUCCACUGCUCUUGCUUCUCUUAAUAUUUUUUUUACUUCUACUCUUACUUUUACCACAAGCUCUACUGCGUUGACUUCUACUUCUUCUAUUCUGAAACUACUUCUACUGCUUACAUGACCACUAAUAUCACUACUACAACUACCUAUUAUCAUACUACUUCUAGUACUUCAACUUAAACUUAUGCCACUUCUCACUUUUCUGUGUUUUAAGGUAAUUUUCUUCCUUAUCCAUUUUUUUGCAAUUUCAGACAGUUUUUCUAGCCUUAUUCAGCAUGAAUGCAAUUUUAAUUUAUGAAGCGCAUUCAUACUAUUUGUACUUCAGCAAUUUUCACUUUCAUCCAACUUCUACUUCUCUUUCUCCAGCUCUUUAACCAAUUUUACAUUUAAACCUUCCUAUGUUUUUUUUUUUUUUUUAGCAGUUUUGCAUUGCUUUUUCAGCUUUCAGCAUUCAGCAUUUCCACGCAUAUUCUGCAAGGAAAUACAAUUUUUCUAGUUAAACUUAUUAUUCUUCCGUACCUAUUUUUGUCCGCUUUCAACUCCUUCCCACUUUGUGCGAUUUCAACCGUUCAAACUUUAAACUGUUCCUCUUCUUCAGGACAUGGUCGCUUGUAAUUUUUGCUUUUCUACCCUUUAUACUUUUUUUUUUUUUUUUUUAACUUUUUGUGCCAAAAUUUUAACAUUGAAGUCAAUGGGGAAAUCUUCCAAUUCUUCCUUUUAUUCUUCAACCUUCUGAGCCUUAUAACUUCAGCAUACUUUCACCUAGAGACCUCAUUUUUGCUUUAAAAUGUUCAUUAUCCUGUCAACUAUUAAACUUGUAUUUUUUUAUAUCUUUUACAGUUUUUCCACAAUUUAGCUUUAAGCAACUCGUGGUUUUCAGCAAAUUUCAGGCUUUAUAAUGGGUGUGUAUUGGAGAGGAUAGAGUGUGUAAUUACCUUGUUAGAGUGCAGAGGUCCUCUUGGAUUGACAGAACAUCGCUCGAAUAUAUCGCUACCACGCCCAUAAAUUUCACUCCACAGCCAUAAAAAAUACUUCAAAAUGGAGGUAUAUGUGUCAUGCUUCUUACAAAAGAGGUUUCAAAUCAUUAAAUCCUACCCCUUGGCCAGCAGGUGACCAACUGUCCAAAUAGGCGGAAAUCUCUCCCAUUAACCCUAAUGUACUUUUUCUCCCAGAAAAUCCUGAUCACCACUCAGGCUCAGACUUUUUUAACUCGCUGUUGUGGCCACAUUUUUUGGAGUACAGACAUGAAAAACACAUCAUUGUUUUCAUGAAGGGCGGAGGAUUCGUACGAUGUUCUUAUUUUCAUUCUGGGAAAUCGUGCUAUGUGAAGAAGUUCAGAGACCCUAAAUUCACUGCAGUUAGGCAACUUCAGUCAAACAGUAGGUCAGUUAAUGCCUUUGAUCUCACAGCUGUUUAGGAUAAAACCAUUAACAAGACACAUACACACAGUCUGACAAUGUGUGUGUCACUGCCUAUGGCAACCAAUUAGCGCACCUGGAGACACACAGCUGACUGAAAAGCUGCUUCUAAUGGCCAUAUGAGAUACAUGAAGCCAGGCCAAGCCAAGCACUUGACAAACUUAGGCCCCUGUCUCCUACCACAAACUUUGACCUACAGAAACCAUCAGGGCUCCAAAAAUUCAGCUCAUUGAGGACAUUAUUGGGUGUAUUUAGGAUUUUGUUAAUUAAUUGUAUCAAUAUGUUCAGCAGAGUCGUGGGGUUCUCACAAGUUUCUUAUCAUGAAUGUAGCCAUUACAGAGAAUGAGCUUCAGGGCAUAGUUUUGGAUUUUGUUUCUCAGCUUCAAGCCUUCUUUCUCCUGCUGUAGUUAUGCAUCUACCGUUCCCAUUGCAACCAAUUAGUGCACCUGGAGACACACAGCUGACUGGAGAGCUGCUUCUAAUGGCCAUAUGAGACACAUGAAGCCAGGCUCAGUACACAUAGCACUGGGGGUGACAUUUAAAACCCUUCACUAGAGCGCUUGACGAACUUAGGCCCCUAUCUCCCCCCAUGAACUUUGACCUACAGAAACCAUUUAGGGCCUCAAAAUUUAAGCUCAUUGAGGGCAUUAUGGGGUGUAUUCAGGAUUUUUAUUCAUUUAAAUUUUUCAAAUUUUAAAGUCACUCAGUGAUGAUUUAUUAUUUAUUUUUUUAAACUAAUUUAAACUCAUUCAAACUCAUUCAAACCUUUCUGAUACUUAAAAUCUUUCUGAUACUUGAAGAUUUUUAAUGAUUUAAAUUUUCCCUGUUUAAAUUAGUUUUAAUAUUUAUGCAUUAUUUCAUCCUUCAAACAAAAUCCCACAUCUGGAACUACAACUAAUGCUAAUGUCAAUUAAAUUAAUACUUUCCCCUCUACUUCAACUGCUAUUGCUACUAUUUCUACUUUCUCUACUACUUUGACUUUUACUUUUAUUCUCAAACUACUUCUACUGCUUACAUGACUACUAAUAUCACUACUUGACUACUUAUCAUACUACUUCUAGUACUACAACUUAAACUUAUGCCACUUCUCACCUUCCUGCCUUUUAAGGCAAUUUCCUUCUUCAUUCAAACUUAGACAUUUUUCUAGCCUUUUUCAGCAUGAAUAAAAUUUCCUUUUAUAGAGCAUAUUCAUACUAUUUGUCCUUCAACCAAUUAAACGAUUAUCCAACUUAUAUUUCUUUUUCACCACUUCAACAGCUUUAACAUUUAUACCUUUCUCUAUGUUUUAUUAGCAGUUUUGCAUUGCUUUUUCAGCUUCCAGCACUCAGCAUUUCCACGCAUUUUUCUGCAAGGAAAUGCAAUUUUUCUAGUUUAGUUUUGUUGACCUGGGGGAUGGAGGUCUGUGUUGUCAGCGUAGAAACAGAUGUUAAUGAGUGUGUGUCGCAGGAGAGAGGCAAAGGUCAGAGUAUUAAACCCUGAGGGACGCCGUGGCCAACAUGAGUUAGUAGCUCAGGAGGUAGAGGUAGAGCGGUCGUCCAAUAACCGGAAGGUUGGCGGUUCGAUUCCCCCCUAUCCCAAGUCUGUUCAUUGUGUCCUUGGGCAAGACACUUAACCCACCUUGCUCCCAGUGUGUGUCCUCCACUGGUGUAUGAUUGUGAGUGUUGUGUGGUGGUGGUCGGAGAGGCCGUAGGUGCAAAAUGGCAGCCACGUUUCCGUCAGUCUGCCCCAGGGCAGCUGUGACUACUAAGGUAGUUUACCACCACCAAAGUGUGACUGUGUGAGCGAAUUAAUGAUGUAUCCAAUGUAAAGCGUUUUGAGGGUCUUUGAUAAAGCGCUAUAUGAAAUCUGAUGCAUUAUUAUUAUUAUUGUAAUGAUGAACAAAAACCUGCGCUCAUGAAGAUGAGUCCGUCCAACGAUGAAGGUCUAUGAUAAAACUGUUUCAGGCCAACACCACAGACCAGCAGGACUUUGUGGGAUUAGUGAACUCAGGCUUUAACCCUUGGCUCCUUCUCUGUCUGUUUUGAGGACAUUUGUCAUUUUUUUCCUCUUUAUUUUGAGCUGACAGUCACAUUUUCAAAGAUUGGAAAAUCAAAUUUAGUGAGAGUUCUUAUUUUUCCUCAUAUAAAAAAAAAAUUUCGUAACCUGUAGUUCUCUGUCACCACAUUUUAGCUCCACCCACCCUCCUUUGUCCACAAAUUGGCCAAUAGACUUCUAUUAAAAACAGGUUUGACUGUGUGUUUAUGGCACCAUAACAACAUAUUACAACCUUUUUUUUUGCAGUUAGUCGAUCACCAGGGCUCUAAAUUUGACUUUCCCAAAGUGAUACAACAGAUUGAGCCAGCACAUAAUUUUAACCCCUUCAGUGCCGCGCAUGCAAGUCUUCAUUCAUGGACUGAGAGUGUUUGAAGCGCUGAUUCAUCCACUAAACAUCAUCAGAAAUGAAUGAAACUGUACAUGCCACUAGAUAUGGAUGUCUAAGAGUGGGAUAUGUGUGUAAGGAAAAGUUGCGUGUGUGCAUGGGUGAGAAUCUGCGUCCAUGUUUAUAACCGGGCAUGCCAUGAGCGGAGCUUUUUUAGAGUUUGUAACCAGAUGUGCCUCGGUACAUAUAUCAUGCCAAUCAUCCUGAGAUAUGUCUAUGUUGGCCUCUGCCUCCCAUCUCCUCCUUAUUUGUGAAGAGUUGUUUUGAUUCAUAGAUAAGAAUAUAUCAUAUACACUCACCGGCCACUUUAUUAGGUACACCUGUCCAACUGCUCGUUAACACUUAAUUUCUAAUCAGCCAAUCACAUGGCGGCAACUUAGUGCAUUUAGGCAUGUAGACAUGGUCAAGACAAUCUCCUGCAGUUCAAACCGAGCAUCAGUAUGGGGAGGAAAGGUGAUUUGAGUGACUUUGAACGUGGCAUGGUUGUUGGUGCCAGAAGGGCUGGUCUGAUUAUUUCAGAAACUGCUGAUCUACUGGGAUUUUCACGCACAACCAUCUCUAGGGUUUACAGAGAAUGGUCCGAAAAAGAAAAAAUAUCCAGUGAGCGGCAGUUCUGUGGGCAGAAAUGCCUUGUUGAUGCCAGAGGUCAGAGGAGAAUGGCCAGACUGGUUCGAGCUGAUAGAAAGGCAACAGUGACUCAAAUAACCACCCGUUACAACCAAGGUAGGCAGAAGAGCAUCUCUGAACGCACAGUACGUCGAACUUUGAGGCAGAUGGGCUACAACAGCAGAAGACCACGCCGGGUGCCACUCCUUUCAGCUAAGAACAGGAAACUGAGGCUACAAUUUGCACAAGCUCAUCGAAAUUGGACAAUAGAAGAUUGGAAAAACGUUGCCUGGUCUGAUGAGUCUCGAUUUCUGCUGCGACAUUCGGAUGGUAGGGUCAGAAUUUGGCGUCAACAACAUGAAAGCAUGGAUCCAUCCUGCCUUGUAUCAACGGUUCAGGCUGGUGGUGGUGGUGUCAUGGUGUGGGGAAUAUUUUCUUGGCACUCUUUGGGCCCCUUGGUACCAAUUGAGCAUCGUUGCAACGCCACAGCCUACCUGAGUAUUGUUGCUGACCAUGUCCAUCCCUUUAUGACCACAAUGUACCCAACUUCUGAUGGCUACUUUCAGCAGGAUAAUGCGCCAUGUCAUAAAGCUGGAAUCAUCUCAGACUGGUUUCUUGAACAUGACAAUGAGUUCACUGUACUCAAAUGGCCUCCACAGUCACCAGAUCUCAAUCCAAUAGAGCAUCUUUGGGAUGUGGUGGAACGGGAGAUUCGCAUCAUGGAUGUGCAGCCGACAAAUCUGCGGCAACUGUGUGAUGCCAUCAUGUCAAUAUGGACCAAGCUCUCUGAGGAAUGCUUCCAGCACCUUGUUGCCACCAUCUAUGCCACGAAGAAUUGAGGCAGUUCUGAAGGCAAAAGGGGGUCCAACCCGUUACUAGCAUGGUGUACCUAAUAAAGUGGCCGGUGAGUGUAGUUUGGAAAUUAUUUUCUUUCUCUCUCCAUUUCCAGUCUGUAACUCUGUCAGAUAUUUUUCGAGGAGUGUAGGCUUUGUGAAUUUGUCCCAUUCCUUACGAGUUGUCAAAAAGGUUCUAAGUUGCAAGUAUUUGAAGAAAUUUGUUCUAGGGAGGGCAAAACUGUUUUUUAGCUCUUCAAAUGUUUUGAGGAGGCCACAAUCAAACAGUUGAUGCAGGUAAGUCAGUCCCUUUUCUGACCAUUUUUUAAAGCUGAUAUCUAAAUUGUUAGGUGUAAAAGUCUUCAUAGAGCCAAUAUUGGUCAGAGGUGAAAUCAACUUUGGUAGCUUAAAAGCACACUUUAUUUUACUCCAUAUUUUAAGAGUGACCUUUGUCCAGUCUGACAUCUCUCCGGAGGGAGCAUCCAAGAAUGGUAUGUUUUGUAAAGGAUCAUGGCAUUGUUGUUUUUCAAUAGUAACCCAUUGUGUGUUUGUGUUAUCCUGAAUCCAUUCAACCAGGGGUUUCAUUUGUGCAGCCCAAAAAUAUAAUUUUAAAUUUGGUAGAUUAAGACCACCAUUGGGCUUGGAUAGCUGCAAAGUUUUGAGUCUGAUUGAUUUUGUGUUUUCUAUCAUUAAAAUUAACAGUGACAUGGUGCACAAAAACUGGCAUGAAAAGGGUAAUCCAUCAAAUUUUUUAAUUAAUUUAUUUUUUUAAUGGUCAGGGUUGAAGUUGUUUAAGAGAUUUGAGUCGAAAUUUUUUUUUAAAACAGUGUUAAAAAAUGAUUAUUUUUUUAACACUUAUCUGCAUGUCUGUCUUUGGGACAAAGUAGGCUGGAUGGAGCUUAAAAUUAAUAGGAACCAAAGGUUAAAUCGCGGGUUUGUCCAGGACAGGUGAUGAUGCGUACCUGACGCCGACUCUGACUGUCUAACCUGCAGGUUGUUCUGUCGCCUGACGCCUCCUCUGUGUCUGAACUUUCUGGGUUUGAUCCACAUGGACUCGGCUAUCUCCCACCAGGACAAACAGCAGACGGCGUACACCUCUGUAAGUCACUUGCAGCAUCAUGAUGGACAGGUGGAGCCCGCGCUCACAGACAGAGUGUGUUUAUUUGAGUGUGUCACGUAUCUUUCAGAUCAUGGGCUCCAUGCGCGUCCUCUCCUUCAUCGCUAACGGCUUCUACAUCUACUACCCCAUGCUGAUCGUCCUCCUCUGUAUCGCCACCUACUUCAGGUGAGUUCACUGUUAUCUCCACCAAGGUUGGCAUGGCAACCAGUGAAAAAAGCCGUCCGGAUGUUUGGUGUGUGGCGACCUUACCUGUCUGUGUUCAGGUGUGAGUGAAGAAGCUCUGCAGUGAUUGGCCAACUUCAGGUGUAGAUGUUUUACAGACAGCAGAGCAGCCAAUCAGAGCGAGCCUGAGUGAGUCUGAGUGACCCGAACAGGGAGGUGAAGCUCAGGUAGGAGGAGAUCUUUGGUCCAAUCAUCAGGACUGAAGUCUGCUGAGUCCAGGAGGACACGGACUGAGGAGGACCUCAGACUCCAAAGAAACAGCAUCAACGUGGUUUUAGUGACGGGGACAUGUCCUCCUGACGGACCGUCAAAAUCCAGAGACACACAAACCACAGAUAAUCAGGCAUGAAAAUCUCUCACCUUUCGGCGAAAUUCGCCGUUUUGAAGUCAAAAAGGGUGACCUACGUGAAUCGUGUAGAUCCGAGGAGAAAUUUUUUUUUGGGGGGGGGGGGUCGGGGUCAGGAGAUUUUUUUUGUUCUUUUAUUAUCAUGUGAUUGACUCAAUACGUAAACUGAGCGCUUCAGAAAUCGGCCCUUUAAAUGACACUUGGACGGUCAGCAAAUCCUCCUGGCUCCUUCGCUGACGAGAACCAAUCAUAGGCCAAACUGCGUUCCAUUGUUCCGAUCAUGCGCACACUCUUCACGUGUACUUGGAGUGCUUGGAGAGCCUGUGGUAGCAUUGCAAAGCUGCGAGAACGAGAAGCAGGACUUAUCCACGCCGGUGUUGUGCCGUAGAAUGCACCCCGCCGUAGAAUGCCCCCCAGACAGGAGCGCGGUUGAAAGUACACAACAAGGCGAAAUAAUCCAAGUUUUGAGCCAUCUAAAAUAGCGAAAGCGGGCGUCUCGCGUUUACUGCUCUGCAGGGCUCUCAAGUCUCACGCAUUCAGCGUGUGACACACACAUUCCCACCCGUUCACACGCUCACACGCCACACAUUGUAUUUCUCACGCAUUUAUAUGAACAUGGUGAUGUCCACAAAGUUGCACCUCUGUAACAAUGGAACAGGUAGAAAUCAACUGAGUUCCUCAGAGAGUUCAGAAGCUGCGUGCCACGCGCAAACCAAUCAAAUAAAGUAUAUAUACUGAACAGCCAAUCAAAAAGCAGCAUUGCUGUAUCCGGGUAGAUUUUGAUAUAUUGCGGUUAGACUACAGAAGAAGACAGACACUCGCCGAAAUAGAGCAGGUUUUUAUAAGGACGAGAAAGACCCGAUGAUUACAGUAAGUCAGUAACCUACACAUGCAGAGACCUCAACACCUCAAAGCAUAUAGACUCAUAUGAUAAACUAAAGCCCUAUGCUAUUGCUAUUAACAGCUGUAUUGAUGAAUUUAGCCUCUGUACAGCCAUUUCCAGCCAUUCUCCCCUCCACAAAAGCAGCAUUUCUCAUAUAUUCUUUUUAAAGUACUGACAGUGUAAUGCUCAUGUACCAAAGGAUUAAGUAUCUCCAUGUUUGUGAAACCUAAAGUACAAUUCAUCUAAAUGCUCCUCAGUGCUGAUUUUAGCAACUCUCCUCCACAACAGGUAACUUUACGACUUUAUUCUUAUAUAUUAUUGACUUUAUUCUCCUAAAUAAUAACUUUAUUGUCUAAGAUUUAAAAACGUUUUUUGUCUUAAUGUGGCCCUCAUACUCCGUUGUAUUUAAGAGAUUAUUAUACUAUUAUACUAAUAAUUAUCUUCAAUCACUCUUCACCCCCCCCCCCCGCUUCUCACCUUUUCAACCCCUGACCCAUUUUCAUGCCUGAUAAUACUGCUGCUGCUGUUGUCAUGGAGACAGAGAGCCCCCCAGUCCUGACAUGUGUGUCCUCGUGUGUGUCCUCAUGUGUGUCCUCGCGUGUGUCUUCGUGUGUCCUCAUAUGGAUAUACAUGUGUGUCCUCAAGUGUGUGUCUUCAUGUGUUUCUUUGUGUGUGUGUCUUUGUGUGUCUGCUUAUUUGUGUGUCAUCAUUUGUGUGUCCUCAUAUGUGUCCACAUGUGUGUGUCAGUAUAUGUGUGUCUUCAUGUGUGUCCUUGUGUGUGUGUCCUCAUAUGUAUGUGUCCUUAUUUGUGUGUCCUCAUGUGUGUCUACAUGUGUGUCCUCGUGUGUGUCUUCAUGUGUGUCCUCAUGUGUCUUCACUCAUUUGUGUGUCCUCGUGUUUGUCCUCAUGUGUCCUCAUGUGUCUUCAUGUGUGUCCAUAUGUGUGUUUCUUUGUGUGUCGUCAUGUGGGUCCUCGUGUUUGUGUGUCGUCAUAUGUAUGUGUCCUCAUUUGAGUGUCCUCAUAUGUAUCUUCAUGUGUGUGUCUUCGUGUGUCCUCAUGUGUUUCCUCAUAUGUGUGUCCUCAUGUGUGUGUAUUCAUGUGUGUGUCUACAUGUGUGUGUGUCCUUAUGUGUGUGUAUUCAUGUGUGUGUCCUUACGUGUUUUUGACCUCCUCUGGUCUCCCUCAGGUGGUCACUGUUGAAUGGCUGUGACGGUGUUUUUUGGUGAUUAUGUUCCACUUCCUGUAGCAGCUGUUUGUUGUUCUGAUGGGAUAGAGGAGGAAAGUUCUGGAAGAACCUCUGAGUGAUCCUGAAUAACAUCUUCUCAUCUCCUCUCUCCUUCUCUCCUUAUCUCCUCAUCUCUUCUCUUAGUCUGGGAACGCGCUGCCUGAACCUGCUUGGGUUCCAACAGUUUAUGGGUGACAACGAAAUGACCUCUGACCUAAUCGACGAAGGAAAAGAGCUGAUCCGGCGAGGUAAUGAUGGUGUAACUAAAAUCAGAGCGAACAGAGUGAGAGCGUGAGCGAGCAAGCAGUAACGCCAGUUUCUGUUUACAGAGAAGAGGAAGCGCCAGAGGAUUGAAGACGGCGAGAACAGACGGAGGGUGAGUGACCCGUACCAUCGCCAAAUCCUCCUCCUGAUGGUUCUGGAUUUCAUUUACCUAAAUGGUGUGUGUUUUAUGUGUAUGUGUGCGUGUGUGUGUGUGUGGUUGUGUGCACGCGUGUGCGCGCACGCGCGUGUGUGUGUGUGUGUGUGUGUGUGUGUGUGUGUGUGUGUGUGUGUGUGUGUGUGUGUGUGUGUGUGUCCUGCAGGAGUGGAAGGAGCGCUAUGGAAACCCGAGGGAAGACUACACUGCGAGGAACAGGAGCAGCCAUGAGAUGAAGGAGACCAAUUACUCUGACACCGUGGCACCCAGAGACGGCCGCCGUAAGUCCUGCUGAGUCAGCAGUUUAGUGAAGCGCUAACCUGCUAACUCAUGCUAACAGGAAGUGUGUGUGUGUGUGUGUGUGUGUGUGUGUGUGUGUGUGUGUGUGCGUGUGUGCGUGUGCGUAUGUGUGUGUGUGUCUGACAGAAGCCAAAUACUCUCGCUCUGGGACUCGAGCAGAGAGGGACUGCAUCGAGCUGCUGCAGGACGCCGAACCUCUGGACUUCAAUGCCGAUUCUCUGACGGAUGACGCUCUGGACUCAGAGUCCGGGAGGUAAACGCGGCGAGCUCAGCUGUUAUUACGGUGGGACGCUGUGUGGUCUGCAGACUCUAAAACCCCGCCCCUGUAUGGUUGUUUUCUUUUUUUUCUUUCAGACACGCAGGAGGACGAUAUCUGUCCAUGUCCUCUUCACGGAGUCGGAUCUUUGACGACGUCUGA
This is a messenger RNA of Xyrichtys novacula (pearly razorfish), 43982 nucleotides long. The record is from the annotation of a GenBank genome assembly. NCBI's taxonomy places the organism in Eukaryota, Metazoa, Chordata, Actinopteri, Labriformes, Labridae.